Paralichthys olivaceus (Japanese flounder) is the source of this 550-nucleotide messenger RNA. NCBI's taxonomy places the organism in Eukaryota, Metazoa, Chordata, Actinopteri, Pleuronectiformes, Paralichthyidae. The record is from RefSeq and is a predicted model, not a curated record.
ACGAGUCAUUCAAACGUUCCUGAUGGUUUCUCCUCCGCAGGUGAUUCCCUUCGCUGGGACCCUCCUGGGGGGUUUGGUUCCAGGGGAGAUGGUUCUCAUUCAGGGCUCCGUGCUGUCAGACGCUGACAGGUUCCAGGUGGAUUUCACGUGUGGCAGCAGCGUCAAGCCGAGGGCCGACGUAGCAUUUCACUUCAACCCGAGGUUCCUGAGGUCUCCGUGUAUUGUGUGUAACUCGCUGCAGAGGGAGCGCUGGGGCCGAGAGCAGAUCCUGUACCAGAUGCCCUUCACCACCGGGGGAGCCUUCGAGCUUAUCGUGCUCAUCCUAAAAGACAAAUUCAAGGUGGCUGUGAACGGAGUGCAUGUGUUGGAGUACAAACACCGACAGGAGCUGGAGCGGGUCGACACUCUCCGUGUUUCUGGAAAGGUCAGACUGGAGGUCGUGGGCGUCGCCGCGCCGAGCACUAGUUCUCCUGCUGCCAGUCUGACCAACCAGGAGACAAACCCGGUUUUCUCCUCAACAGGCAACUUGGUGAGUUUCACUGAUGCAUGA